Messenger RNA from Prorocentrum cordatum, 1845 nucleotides. The record is from the annotation of a GenBank genome assembly. Lineage: Eukaryota; Dinophyceae; Prorocentrales; Prorocentraceae.
CUGGCAAGCCGGGGCCGAGGGCGCUCGAGGCGGCGCGAGCCUGCCGCCGCAGCGCGGCGACCAUGGCGAGCCCGCCGUCCGGCAGCGCGCCCCAGCGGCCGGCGUGCUGCGGCAGGCUCUGCCGCAGGCGAGAGAAGUGGAAGAGGUCCGACAGCGGCAUCGACCGCGUCACGCUACGGUUUGCGGACCCCAUGAGGGAGAAGGGUUUCGCGGACACUCACAAGGCGCAGCUGACCAGGUACGUCUGGCUGUCGAUCGGCGCCAUUGUCACCGUAGGACUCCUGGUGAGCGUGACCGCUCACAGGUUUUGGGACGAUUCCCAGUACCCCACGAGUGAGGCUAGGGAGCUCAGCCAGUGGCAGAUGCUCAUCUUCUAUUCUUCAUUCGUCUUCCUGCUCCUCACCCUUGCCGCUGGACUCAUCUUGACAAAGCACAGCGUCGUCAACACUUUGGGGUUGGAGGUCCUUGUCGUGUCUGCUAACGUCUGCUUUAUGAUGACCAUGGCCAUCAUCCCGAAGCACUACAUCGCGCGCGCGUUCGGCCACGAGAACGCCGAGGCCAUAUGGGGCGUGGACCUGGGUCCCACCGACGGCAGCCUGGUGCUGUACAUCGACCUGGUGGUCACCUCCCUGCACCUGCUGCUACCCAUACGCUGGAUCGUCCUCGUCCCCCUGGAGGUGAUCGCCAUCCUGGUCUACAUCGUGCCCGCGGUGCUGCUGGGCAGCCCGGCCAUGAACUUUGUCCCCUUCAACAUCAUAGGGCUCAUGGUGCUCACGCUCUUCGCAGCCAUCGGGAAGCGGUCUUUCGAGAGGCAGGAGCGUAUUCUGUUCGCGGGGCUUCUGCAGGAGAAGCAGAAGCGCUUCCAGGCCGAGUUCCAGCUGUCCAAGGCGGACAACACCGGCGUCCCCUCGAAGGCAGAGGGUUUCGGCUCCGAGCUGUCGGUCCCGGGGACGACCAUGAGCAGCGCGGCCUUUGGCGACAGCGUGGGUCCCGCGUCGUUGGAUCAGAUCCGUGCCAUUGGUACGCGAGAGAAGUGGUUUAUAGCCAAAGGCGAGGUGCAGCUCCUGCCGGACAGGAUCCUCGGCCAGGGCGGCUUCGGCAUCGUCGUGCUGGGCUUGUACCACAACACCAUGGUGGCGGUGAAGGCGCCGAAGCAGGAGCCGGGGAUAAACUUUUCCGCCGUCGGGUGCGCCUGCCCCAGGGGCGGCUGGCGCCGUGGUGGUAUAAACUCAUGUUGUACCGUUCUUCGCCCGCUAAGACAGGAGAUUGCGAACAAGGGCCGCAUCAGCUCAUACCUGCCGGCGUUGUGCAACGAGCUGAGGAUCCUCCGCCACAUCCGCCACCCCAGCAUCGCCUUCUUGUACGGGGCGUCCAUUGACGUCGCCCUGAACAAGUUGUGCUUGGUGCUCGAGUUCGUGGACGGGGUGCCCCUCAGCAAGUUCAUCCGCCCCUCCGCGGACAAGGAGGGGGCCGUGGAGUCGCGCCCUGGAGCUCUGGAGACCAUGGGCGAGUCCAGCAGCCAGUCCGCGAGGGCCCUGAUCAUCUCCGACAUCCUGAACGUGCUGCGCUACCUGCAUUCGAGGCAGCCCGCCGUGGUCCACGGCGACCUGAAGGUCUCCAACGUCUUCGUGGAGGAGCGGCGCAGCAGGAGCGGGCAGAGCUCGUACCACGCCAAGCUGCUGGACUUCGGCCUCUCGCGGAUCCUGACCCGAAGCGCCAGGCCCCUCGGCGGCACGCCGCGGUGGAUGGCGCCAGAGCUGCUCGCGGGCCCUCGAGAGUCAUAACAAACGGCAUGCGGCGACAGGGGCGAAUAGCCUUAAGUCGAGCGUGUCCCUUUACAGGAGG